AUGGUGUCCAUUGUCCCAGCAAUGUCAACUGAUCACACCCAUGAUAAUGUCAAGCAAACACAAAUUUCAAAAGAAAGUAUAUUUCUGAGGUACCUACUCAAAUUUUUUUCAGUAUAUGAACUGGAACCAUAAGAUAUUUUUUGUUCAACAUAAUGAUUUGUUUAUGUAGGUGAAGGCAUUCCUCAACAAUGAUGCGGCUGAAUAGUAUCCUUUAUAUUAGACAUUAACCCUUUAUGUGGCAAUGCGCCCUUCUUUAUUAUUUUACUCUGUUUAACGCCAGAUUAUUUUACUCUGUCUAACGCCAGAUGAUUUUACUCUGUCUAACGCCAGAUGAUUUUACUUGUCAUGGGGAGAGUGCUGCCACUCAAUGGGUUAAGCAGUAUUAUGCUCCCUACUUUGUUAUUUUAUUUUUAAAUGACAAUUUUCAAGGGGAAUCUAUUGGACACUAAUUGGUUAUAAAGUCUUUAACACUUUUGUCCAGCCCGGAUCUUGAGGUGAAGUACAUUGGUGGACUUGAUCCACGCAUGUUGUUUUUAGAAAAUGGAGAGGAGACAGAGGUCAGUUGGCAGAUUGACUGCAUUUAAUCCAAAUACAAUUCUUGUUAUUAUUGGAAGAGGAUGAUUUUAAAGAGAUUUUACAAUGUGUCUGCACAGAUUCAGGGGGUGCAAUUGUCCGGGUUUAAUUCACCUCCGGCUCUGGCCAAAAGAAGCUCCAGCUCCAACAGAGAAUUUCCAAUUCCGGCAAAUUUGUGAAAAUUCAAAAAUUUAAUGGAAAUUUCACAUUUCCAAGUAUUUGACAUUUCCAAGUGGAAGAACUAUCUUUGUUUUUUAUUUUAACACUUCGCAUGAACAUUUCGUACUAUGUUUGUGGCAGGCCUAUGCAAUAUCAAUGUUAGCAUUUACUUUUCCGUCGAUGUAUUCAGGUUUUUUUGCCGAUGUCUGACAUUAUUUUGCAGCACAAAUAAAGUGCUGCCGGAGUUGAACAAACUCCGGCUCCGGCAAAAUACCUGCCCCAGGCCAGUGUUACUACAGGAAGAAACCCAAUCUCGUUCCCCGAGCCUGCGAUCCUCGGGAAGGAACGCGAGGCUCUGGGAUAAUCCGUUUCAGGGAGGAAUCUGAUUGGCCGUUGAAAUGGAAUGCGCAGUUCAAUCUUAGCCAGAAUUCCUGGCUUCCAGCAACGGAUUAUCCCAGAGCCUCGCGUUCCUUCCCGAGGAUCGCAGGCUCGGGGAACGAGAUUGGAAGAAACCAGAGUACCUAAAGAAAACCUGUGUUUGGUAGAGUCAAACUGGAAGCACUUUUCUGAAUGUGCUUCGGCAAAAAAUCCCCAAUUUUUCCGAGGCAAAAAUAGGCCAAUUAUGAGAGCUGAUGAUUGAGAUGAAAUUAUAAUCAGACAACUGCAUAUUGCAGUAAUCAGACCUUGCUCACAGAGGGGAAAGACACAUUGUGCAUCAACCAGAAAGCUACGGAUUGAGAUGGAUUCAACUACCUGAAAAUACAAGCCAAACUUGAGUGAAGACCUUCAUCAAAAUGUUGAAGUUUUGCUUGUAUUUUCAGGUAACUGAAUCCAGGGACGCCGGAACUGGGGGGGGGGGCAAGAGGGGCAGCCGCCCCUGUUGCCCUUUACCAGGAAGGGCAAAGGUGCCCUUUCAAUUUAAAGGAUUGCCUUGGCGAAAUAGCAAAUUGUCAGAAAUGUUAGUGGAAUUCUUUUACGAAUUAAUGCUUCAGAAUGGCGUGGUUAUAUUUAUUUGCUCUUUGACUAAAAUGUUUAGCAGUAUUAUCGAUAAACAUGCCAUUUUUGAGAAUUUGGUUUGCAACCAUUGAAAACAUUAGGUCACGUCAGCUAGUUUCCUAUCCAUUUAUUUUAUUAUCCAUGCAUACACUAACCACUUUGCAUACACUAACCACUUUGUCUUCAACUUCUAGAGGGUAGCACUAGCAGAGAAAAGUAGAGUCGAGAUCAACGAGUUGUUGGUGUCACAUGGUUUGACUCGGCAAGUCGAGUCAAAUGAGAUGGAAGAGGAGACUGAGGACGCUCAGGAAGGAGAACAGACUGAGCCCGAGAAACCACACGAGAAAAUUGAAUUUUAA
Paramuricea clavata is the source of this 2087-nucleotide messenger RNA. Lineage: Eukaryota; Metazoa; Cnidaria; Anthozoa; Malacalcyonacea; Plexauridae. The record is from the annotation of a GenBank genome assembly.